AUGUCCUCUUUGACUAGACUGAAUGCAUUACCUUCAAGUUUAACUUUAAGUUCAUUUCCUCUCAAAAAUAUAGAAGUGCAUAUUAUCGAUGAUGAAGAAUAUGUUUCACUUUUAACAUUCCACCAACGUUCUUUAGAAAAUCUAGAAUCAGACCUUGAGGAUGAGGAAGAGAACACCACAAGUGUUCAUAGAGAUAGACACAGAGCAACGGUACAAUUACCACCACCUCCUUAUAAUUUUGAUUAUUUCAUUCAUCUAAGACCACUGCAUUGCGCCUUUGUAAAUUUGCUGCCACAAUACAAAGCCAACUUUUCAAAACCAAUCAAUCUUUUUCUUCUUUUUUUUAUGAACAAUAUUUUAGAUACAAUAGUUGCAAAUAUGAAUUUGUAUUCACUAUCAAAAAAUGCUGAUGGACUUUUCAAUUCACCUUCUCUCAAUCAAUACUGGAAUGAAAAUACAAAACUUCCAAUCCAUAAUAUUUCGAAGCAAAUGUUAUUGUUUCAUUUUGAACAAAUCAAAAGAUAUUUGCAUGUUUCUUCUCCUAUAGCUAUAAUCAACAAUUACUUCGAAAAACUAGAGCCAUUACUCUCAAAAAUUCGUGAUGUAUCAAAACAACUCUAUACCCCAAGUUCGAAUGUUUCAGUGGAUGAAAUGAUAGUACGAUUUUCUGGAAGGAGUGUUUAUAUGGUUAGGAUAAAGAAUAAACCAACUCCCAAGAGUUUCAAGAUUUUAUCACUUUGCAAAUCAGGAUAUAUAUACAUUUUCUUGCCAAUAUUGCACAUCUCUUCAAGUGGUGUGCCAAAAGUGAAUGGCCUUAAUCAAGUUGGGUGUCUUGUUUACCAUCUCGUUAUGCAACUUCCUUAUUACCAAUCUUCAUUCAAUGUCUAUAUGGAUAAUUAUUUUUCUAAUGUUCCUCUAUUUCAAAAUCUUCGGCAAUUAGGUAUCGGUACUUGUGGAACUGUCUGUAAAACAGCUUUAGGAUUUUUAAAAGAGUUGAGAAUAGAAAAAAAUGUUAAACUUGAUUGGAACAUUCGUUCCGGUGUCAUAGUAAAUAGUGUAUUAUUAGUUUUUUGA
Messenger RNA from Acaulospora morrowiae, 1074 nucleotides. The record is from the annotation of a GenBank genome assembly. Lineage: Eukaryota; Fungi; Glomeromycota; Glomeromycetes; Diversisporales; Acaulosporaceae.